Salvia splendens (bonfire salvia) is the source of this 1084-nucleotide messenger RNA. RefSeq names its product WUSCHEL-related homeobox 9. Bases 62 to 910 code for a protein of 282 amino acids. Gene Ontology annotation, biological process: regulation of developmental process. The transcript is spliced from 4 exons. Gene Ontology annotation, molecular function: DNA binding; DNA-binding transcription factor activity. NCBI's taxonomy places the organism in Eukaryota, Viridiplantae, Streptophyta, Magnoliopsida, Lamiales, Lamiaceae. The record is from RefSeq and is a predicted model, not a curated record.
CUUCCAUACCAAAUCUUUGCAUCUCUCUCUAAAAAAAACCUUCACUUACUUUUCCCCAAUCAUGACUUCAUCAAACAAACACUGGCCUAGCAUGUUCAAAUCCAAGCCCACUCAUGACAUGAUCAACUCUUCCCUAACUCAAUCAAACAAAGGGCAUGGAUGUGAUGAGAGGACCCCCGAGCCAAAAGCUCGGUGGAACCCUCGGCCGGAGCAAAUCCGGAUCCUGGAAACAAUCUUCAACUCGGGGAUGGUGAACCCUCCCCGAGAUGAGAUACGCAGAAUUAGGGCUCGGCUGCAGGAAUACGGCCAAGUCGGAGACGCCAACGUCUUCUACUGGUUCCAAAACCGGAAAUCGAGAAGCAAACACAAGCAGCGCCGCCUCCAAACCUCCUCCGCUCCAUCUCCGUCGUCUUCCUCCUCUGACAAGUCAUCCGGUGAGAAAUCCAUCUCCGUCUCUGUGACUGACUUGAUCAACUCGCCAACUGCUUCGGUGAACCAACCGAUCCUCGCGGAGCCCUUCCAUUUUCCGGCCGGUCAAGGGGUUUGCUUCCCUGCGGCGGAGCAGAAUUCGAGCUUCCUCCUAAAUGAGCUGAUGAUGAUGAGCAAGCACACCCAAACCAUGCCACCAAACCCUUCUACGUCUUUCUUCGUCCCUUCUCCUAGUAAUGAUCAUCUUCUUCAAGGUGCAGGUGUGGAGGAACGUGGGCCCACAAAAUCGACGGUGUUCAUUAACGAUGUGUGCUUCGAGGUUGCAGUUGAGCCAUUCAAUGUGCGGGCGGUGUUUGGAGAUGAUGCGGUGCUCUUCCACUCCUCCGGCCAGCCUGUUCUGACCGACGGCUGGGGGGUGACGCUCCACCCCCUUCAUCACGGCGGCGUCUACUAUCUCCUCCGCCCCUUCAUGAAAAUAUGAUUUGGGAGUGACUGAGGAAGGCUGUGGCAGAAGAAUUUCUAGUUUUGUUAUGUUUUACUUAUCAUUUUCUUCAUAAUGUAAGAUGGAUCUUCAAUGUUGGGAACAAUCUCCACAUGAUUUUAGGAACGAAACUACAGUUACUAAGUUGUUCUAUUUGUUUCUAUUCAUCACUAA